AUGACAUGGACUGUCUGCAGACUUCUCGAACUCAACAAGGAGGUUAUGCAAUUUGCAUCAGAAGCAGAGAGGCAAAGUGCUUCUGCAUGGGUGCAAAGGACUACUGGAGUAGAGGAAUGGGGAAAAGGCUGGCUUGUGGUUGAUGGUACUCAUGUACUGCUUGCAUGGAAGCCAGGGAUGAUGAGCCAGGAGCACUUUAGCUACAAGGGCUUUUACAGCAUGAAUGUCACCCUGGUCAUCCUACCUCAUUCUCUUUGCAUUGUGGAGUCAGUUGUUGGACAGCCUGGUAGUGUCCAAGACUCAAAGGUUUGGACUUCAGGCAGCAACAUCCUCAAGAAACCUCGAUUGUACUUGGACAAUGGUGAGUUUAUCUGGGUUGAUGGAGGGUAUGGUCACUCUGCCUUCAUGGUUGGACCUUUCUCACAUAUAGCUGCUGAGAAAAGCCAUGACCUGCAUUUCUUCAACCACUCUCUCUCUCAAGUCCAGGUCUGGGUUGAACAUGCCAUUGCCUACCUCAAGAAUCGAUUUCAGUGCCUGAAUGGGUACAGAGGGAACAUGUAUCAUGUCAAGGAUCAUAUGACAGCAGCAAGGACUAUCCAAGCAUGCAUUGUUGCCCAUACAUUUGCAAGCCAAUACAAUGGUCCAGACAUGGUUGCUGAACUCCUUUGCCCAUCCUUCUCCAAGGAAGUAGUCCAUGAUGUUGUUCAGACUCUCAGCACUGACCCAAGCCAGAGUGGGAAUAUGCAGAGUCAAUGGCAGACAAAUCAAGCUCAGUAUGAGGAGGAGAGCAUGGCAAGUAUGCAAAGCAUGACACAGCCUGCCUUGACACAACUUUGCAGCUCAUUGGCACAUGAUCUUUGA
Molecule: messenger RNA, 861 nt
Organism: Ustilago hordei
Lineage: Eukaryota; Fungi; Basidiomycota; Ustilaginomycetes; Ustilaginales; Ustilaginaceae
Exons: 1
Coding region: 1-861 (286 amino acids)
Source: RefSeq, a predicted model, not a curated record